This is a messenger RNA of Morone saxatilis (striped sea-bass), 6594 nucleotides long. RefSeq names its product potassium/sodium hyperpolarization-activated cyclic nucleotide-gated channel 1 (gene hcn1). Gene Ontology annotation, molecular function: voltage-gated potassium channel activity. The transcript has 8 exons. The record is from RefSeq and is a predicted model, not a curated record. Bases 205 to 2994 code for a protein of 929 amino acids. Lineage: Eukaryota; Metazoa; Chordata; Actinopteri; Moronidae. Gene Ontology annotation, biological process: potassium ion transport; transmembrane transport. Gene Ontology annotation, cellular component: membrane.
UCGGGCACUCUGUCUCAGUUUGCAGCACUCGCACUGAAGGCAGAGGAGCUUGAACAGUUUUGAAGGACAUUAAAAAAAACAACAACACAACAACCCACAGACAGGAGAGCUCACGGCGGGUCCUCUCGAGUUCAGCGCGCAGACCCUCCCGAGCCGGAGACGGAACGCAUCGCUACGAAGAAAAACGGGAAAACUAAAAACACCAUGGAAGACAAAUCUAAUUCGUUCUCCAGCAGCAAGGAGGAGAAGGCGGAUGGGAAUAAUGUUUUUCAGAGGCAAGACUCGAUACAGAAAAAUAACACGGGGAGCCAGAACAUGAAGGAGCACGGCAACUCCGUGGGCUUCAAGGGGGAGCGGGAAGAGGCCAUGGUCGGGUUUGACGAUCUGGAGGGGGCGGCCAGGCAACAUGGUUUUAUGCAGAGGCAAUUUGGGGCCAUGAUGCAGCCCGGAGUCAAUAAGUUCUCCUUGCGUAUGUUCGGCAGUCAGAAAGCCGUGGAGAAAGAGCAAGAGAGGGUUCAAACGGCCGGAUACUGGAUCAUUCAUCCAUAUAGCGAUUUUAGGUUCUACUGGGACUUGAUAAUGCUCAUCAUGAUGAUGGGGAAUCUAAUCAUCAUUCCUGUGGGAAUAACCUUCUUCUCAGAGCAGACUACCACCACCUGGCUGGUCUUCAAUGUGGCCUCAGACACCAUCUUCCUGGUGGACCUGGUCAUGAACUUCAGGACGGGGAUCGUCAACGAGGAGAGCUCCGAGAUCAUCCUCGACCCCAAGGUCAUCAAGAUGAAUUACCUGAAGAGCUGGUUCGUUGUGGACUUCCUCUCCUCCAUUCCAGUGGAUUAUAUCUUUUUAAUAGUAGAGAAAGGCUUUGAUUCCGAGGUAUAUAAAACAGCCCGUGCCCUGCGAAUCGUCCGCUUCACCAAGAUCCUCAGUCUUCUUCGUCUGUUGAGACUGUCCCGACUCAUCAGAUACAUACAUCAGUGGGAGGAGAUUUUCCAUAUGACCUAUGACCUGGCCAGUGCAGUGGUAAGAAUAUUUAAUUUGAUAGGGAUGAUGCUGCUUCUGUGUCACUGGGAUGGCUGUCUCCAGUAUCUGGUGCCUCUCCUCCAAGACUUCCCCCCUGACUGCUGGGUGUCCCUAAAUGGUAUGGUUAACGUUUCCUGGGGUAAGCAGUAUUCCUAUGCCCUCUUCAAAGCCAUGAGCCACAUGCUGUGCAUCGGGUAUGGAGCCAGGGCACCUGUCAGCAUGUCCGACCUGUGGAUCACCAUGCUGAGUAUGAUUGUAGGCGCCACGUGCUACGCCAUGUUUGUGGGCCACGCUACAGCUCUGAUCCAAUCACUAGACUCCUCACGCAGGCAAUACCAAGAGAAGUACAAGCAAGUGGAGCAAUACAUGUCCUUCCACAAGCUUCCAGCAGACAUGCGGCAGAAAAUCCAUGACUACUAUGAACAUCGCUACCAAGGCAAAAUCUUUGAUGAGGACAACAUCCUGAGUGAACUCAACGACCCGCUCAAAGAGGAAAUUGUCAACUUCAACUGCCGUAAGCUUGUGGCCACCAUGCCUUUGUUUGCCAACGCGGACCCCAACUUUGUGACGGGGAUGCUGAGCAAGUUGAAGUUUGAGGUCUUCCAGCCCAACGACUACAUUAUCCGAGAAGGCACCGUCGGGAAGAAGAUGUACUUCAUUCAACAUGGUGUGGCAAGCGUCAUAACCAAGUUCAACAAGGAGAUGAAGCUGACUGAUGGAUCCUACUUUGGAGAGAUCUGUCUGCUUACCAAGGGCAGACGAACUGCGAGUGUGCGUGCAGACACCUACUGUCGACUCUUCUCCCUCUCUGUUGACCACUUCAAUGAGGUGCUUGAAGAGUACCCCAUGAUGCGACGAGCUUUCGAAACGGUUGCCAUUGAUCGAUUGGACCGCAUUGGGAAGAAGAACUCCUUGCUGCUGCAGAAGUUCCAGAAGGAUCUGAACGCCGGCGUUUUCAACACACAGGAGAACGAGAUAUUGAAGCAGAUUAUUCGUCAGGACAGGGAGAUGGUGAUGAUGGUGGAUCGCAAGCAGUCAGUCACCGGGAUGAACUCAACACCAAUGUCAGGAAACUCCAUCAUUAACUCACCAGCCCAACCACCCUUCCCCACUGCCUUUGGCACCAAUCAGCUCCAGCAGUCCUCCGUACCCAUGACCUACAGUGCUUCAGCUAUUGCCAAUGCUUCUGCUGCCCGCAUGCUGCCAGCUGCUGCCGCUGCAGCACAGGGGGUUUACCCUGCUCCCAGUCUUUCCCAUGGCAACCUCAAUUCUUCCUUAACCAACCCACAGACCCCACUCCAGCAGCAAGGAGCGAUCAUGUCGCCCUGCUCCUUCACGGCUGCCAUGUGCAGUCCACCCGUGCAGACCCCUUUGGCUGGUCGGAGCUUCCAGUACGGCUCCCGUACAGCCUCCCAGCUGUCACUUAUCCAGCAGCCCAUUGCCCAACCAUCUCUAUCCACACAGCAACAGCUUGCCCAGCAGCCUGCUGCCUCGACUACAGCCGCCUCCGCAACGCAGCAGCCGUUGCCUCAGCAGCAGCAGGUACCCUCACCUCAGCGGGGAGACAUCCACAAGAGCACACAGGCUCUUCAGUCGGGCAGCUUGAGUCGAGAUGUUAGACACUUAUCGGCCUCCCAACCAUCACUGCCACAUGACACAUCUCUGGGGCCCAGAGCACACCCAGCCUCAGGAGACUCUCUGGCCUCCAUCGUGCCACCAACGGCGGCAGCGAUCCAGGGGAUGAAUCUGCAGAGUGGCAUCCGCACCACAGUGCCCCAGCGGGUCAAUUUAUUCCGCCAGAUGUCAUCAGGAGCGCUGCCACCGGUGCGCUCAGCCGCCGCGGCAGCAGCGGCAGCGGCAGCAGCAUCAUCAUCCUCAACUCAGCACAGGGAAUCCCCCGGAUCUAGGAGAGAUUCUGUCCUGAGCAGUACAGAGACUGAGCAAGACAAAAUGCGUUUUGCAUCAAAUUUAUGAUCCCAUUUUUCCCUUUUCAUUUUUUAAACUUAAAUAUGUUUCAAUUCAUUUUUAAAAGUGGAGAUACAACAAAAGAGAUAAAAGUGAGGAACUUCAGAAUUUUUGUUUCUCUCCAAUUUUCUUCUAAAAUAACCUCAUAGAAAUCCUGUACAUACAAGCCCUUGUAUUAUAUUUUAGACACAUUGUCUCCCUAAACUUAAGAAUGUAUAUUAUACAGAUACAUCUCUCUUUUCUUUUAAGUUAUAUAUAUAUCUAUAUAUAGAUAUCUAUUUAUGGAUAUAUAUAUAUAUGUAUAUAUACUGCUGUAUGUAUGGGUGUGUGACAGUGUGUGCAUGUGACCGCGUGUGUAAAAUCCAACUAGAAUAUUUGGCAAAGGCAGUUUAAAAGCUGUAGUAUAAACAUGAGUCUUCCUUUCUGAGAAAUAUAAAGAAUUAUAUACAAUAUAUGAAGUUUUUUAAUUUUGCUUUUUGCUUUCUGUUUUUUUAACUGGAAUGCAUUGUGGAUUCUGAUGAUGACUAUUUAUUUUUCUUUUUUUUACCACUGAGGAAGAGACAAAUUAUCUUCUCCUAUUAAGCAGCUUUUGGCACCACUGUGGAAUAAUAAAUGCAAGCAACUCUGACAAAUAAUCUCAAAAAGCACACACUCAUAAAAUGAAUCUCAUACUGAAUUUCCUGAACCCUCAUUUCAGAAAUCAACACAGAUACUGUUACGAAGUGUUAUGUUGCUCUUAGCGGCAAAAAUACAGUCUGCUGAGCCACUAUAUCCCCACAGCGGCUCACAUACAAACCAUGACAGUGUUAUGGGUCCAAAGGGAAUAGAUAAUAGAAAUGCUGCUUUCUUUGUUUGUUUCUGAGGAGAAUGGAGUGUGGAGAAAGAUAUGGAUGGAUGCUAUUGUUUUCUAUUUCUAAUUUCAGAUGGCUGAGAUGUUAUGUAAUGUUGCUUAAAAUUCAGUGUAUAUUUAUAAUAUUUAUAAACUAAAGAUUAUCACCAUUAUGCAAUAGACUGUGACAUAAAGAUUACCUAUAUGUGUGCUGUAAAUAGUUUUGUAGAUCUAGUAUUUACAGAUACUGUGUGGUGCAUUCUCUAUCAUAACAAUGUCUUACUUCUAUCAGGAACCUGGAUAUCAUCUAUAUGCGAAAAAGGUUAAGUGACAAAAUACAUACGUUUCAUAAGAGAUAAACAAACCUUAAUGCAAUAGCUAGCACUACUUGAUGCUGAGAAAUGCCUGAUUGGAGGACAUUUAAGAAUCCCUCUCUCUCUGUGUAUACUAUUCAUAGUCCUAGUAUAGUUUUGAUUUCACAUCAAGUGAAAAUAUACAAUAUUUAUCUACAAUACACAACUUUAUUUCGGAGUCAUCCUACUGAGAAUAAAUGUGUCUUUUCUAUUGCCUCAUGUCCUAAAUCUCCUGAGGAUCAUAUUAAGAGUGAUUCUUUGGUUUAUAUUAUGUCAAACCGAUCAUUUUAUGAGAUGUAUUGUUCAAGGACUGAAAUGAGGCUUUUGUUUUUUUUAUUUAUUACACCGUUUCGUAAAACUACAAUUUAAAUUCUAUGCUUGCUUAUCUGCUUCUUGAGUAUAACUGUACUGUACGCUGUCAUAUCACAAUUCCUGUAGUUGAAGAGCCUGGCACGACAUUUUCUACUCUAGACGUCAGGUGUCCAGUCACUCAAGUGUGCAGGGGGACAUUUUCACCGAGAGGUGCUUUUGUGCUGCUGCAAGUCAGAAAAAGAAUUGCUGGUUUGCAUUAAGGUUUCUGUCUCCUGUAAAUCCAUUAUGUGGGCUUAGGUACUCUAAACUGACCUGGACUGAUGUUGAGGCAGGGAAGCAAGGUCAAGCCAGAAUAUUGUGACUCUAUCAAAAAGGAUAAGAGCGAUUUUGAAUAUUUUAAUCUUACAAUAACCAAAGCAUUUGAUGACUCAACUAAAAUAAGCCAGCCAUUACGGCUUACAGGUCAUUUCCCUGCACACAGUAGAUUGGCCUUCUUGCAGUGAGUCAAAUGUGACGAAGUAUUCAACUGUCAGUCAUACAAUUUCUAUUUAGAGUCAUAGUUUUCAUGGCAACCAAAUAUCCCAUCAGUUCAAAGUGACUAAGCCCUCUGAGAUACCGUUUUAAAAGAUUACAAGUCUUCGCUACAGAUUGUGUCGAUAGUGUACCAAUGCAGUCAACCCACCAAUGUCAUGAAAGCAUGCACUGUCACAAAUACUUAAAAAGAUACUAUCUCAAAAAUGUUGACGUUAAAUGUAAUGUUAGAUUAUGUUUUGUUCAUUGUCUGUCUGCCUAGACGUUAUCUGUGUGUGAACAGAAGCAUUGACUUUUCACAUGGACUUUCUUAAGUAUUUGUGCCUAAACUAUAGCCAUGUUCCAUCCUUUGUUAUGAGUGUGAGCUAGGUGCGUACGGGGGGCACUUCUGCACACAACUGCGCAUUCAUUCUUACUAUACUCUCUGUGUUCUAUGUCUCAGUGUUUUUAGACAGGAAAGGAGUAAGCAAUGAUGAUGGCCAAAUGUCUCAGUUUAUCCAAUUGGUAUCUUUACUUACAAUGUGAACUUCUAGAGGCAGGUUUUUUCUAACAUUGUCAGUCAAGCUAUAUAGAAUAUUUAAUGAGGUCCUGUACAGUUUAAAAAAAAGUGCAAUCUUUAGACUUGCAGUAAUAUCACGCUCAAUGAGACAUUGUACAAAUUUGGAGCACCUUUAUACCUUUCUUUGUAGCUAGCCACUGAUGUUUGGAUUGAAUAUUGAUGUGUGGAAGGAAACUGGCCAAAGCAAAACAUUCUAAGUCAUUGUCUUUGUUUUAAAUUGCACUUUCUGAUUUACUAAUAAAAAGGUACAGAUUCUUUCACCUAGGUUAGGUGUUGAAUGAGUUAGUAAGAGAGCAAUACCCCCCCUGAGAAUUUGUGCUGCCCUAAUCCUGUAUGAGGUUCUAAAUGAGGGGGAGUUGCUCUAUUUACAAUGAAGAGCGCUUAAUCGUGAAUAUGCCAUAGUGUAUAGGAACUAGUACACAGUGAAGAUGGAUAGCAGCACUGUUAGUUUGUGCUGUUUUUGAUACUUGCCUUUGGAGGGAGAGCUUCCCAAACUAUGUGCUUUUUUCACUAUACCAAUCACUAACUAACAUACUGGAAUGGGCAUUAAUGGUGAUGUACAACAGAAACUAAUGAGCUUACAUAUUAGCAGUAUAGAGACUCUCAACAAACCAGCACAUAUAUUUGUAUAUUUCUUUUUGUUUGUUGUUUUGUUGGUUUGAGAAAAAAAAAAGAGAUGCAAAAAGCAUUGAGAAUAAUGCCCAGAGAGGACAAACCAAAUGUUUAUUUGGUUCUGAUGACCACAGGUUUCAUAUGUUUACUGAUGAUAUGCGUAGUGGAGAGAGGGGCAGAAGCUACGACGAGCUGCUCAGUCCUCUUAACCCCCACUCACAUGGUCAUUGUUCAGCUCAUUUAUGUAAUCCAAGGCUUAGACUAAAAGAACAGUUGGUUACUUGACACAGAUGAAAGAAAGAUAAAUGUAAACUUUCUUACAACAAUAUGCAGACAAACAGUGUUUGUCAAAAAAUCUUUUUGAUUUUUUUUUGUUUAUUUUGUUUGUAAAUAAUAAACCUUUAAAAUAUAGA